GGAGCGUGAGGGAGCCGUGUGGAGGCCUCUGCGAGCUCGCCGAGUCGGCGCCAUGAGCAAGGCUCACCCUCCCGAGCUGAAAAAAUUUAUGGACAAGAAAUUAUCAUUGAAAUUAAAUGGUGGCAGACAUGUCCAAGGAAUAUUGCGAGGGUUCGAUCCAUUCAUGAAUCUUGUGAUAGAUGAAUGUGUGGAGAUGGCAACUAGCGGGCAACAGAACAAUAUUGGAAUGGUGGUAAUACGAGGAAAUAGCAUCAUCAUGUUAGAAGCCUUAGAACGAGUAUAAACAAUGGGUGUGUUCAUCAGAAGAAGAAAACUGCUUCCACAUGUCCCCUGUCCAUAGUACCUGUUUUACUACAAUAUAAAAAUCAAAAAAAAAAAAAAAAUCAGGUCACCCGCAUUUUCAUAUUGAACUUUUUUGUUAAAUAAACUUUUAUAAUAGUC
This is a messenger RNA of Canis lupus familiaris (dog), 441 nucleotides long. It is a transcript of the gene SNRPG, whose product is annotated as small nuclear ribonucleoprotein polypeptide G. Lineage: Eukaryota; Metazoa; Chordata; Mammalia; Carnivora; Canidae. Gene Ontology annotation, cellular component: U2 snRNP; U12-type spliceosomal complex; U5 snRNP. The record is from RefSeq and is marked validated. Gene Ontology annotation, biological process: mRNA splicing, via spliceosome; spliceosomal snRNP assembly. Gene Ontology annotation, molecular function: RNA binding.